AUGGAACUGACUGGGUAUCAAACCCAGGUCGCCAGCAAGAGCCGGCUAGGAUCAUGUUAGCCUAUUGAGCUGAAAGCGUAGGCCACUAAAAGCCUAGGCAUUGAAAUAUUCAGGUCUCAGGCAAAAUGACUCAUCACAUGACAGUUGAUCACUAAAACACAAAAACAACUCUGCCUAUUGAUUGAAUAGAAUCUGAUAUCCCCCUGUGUAUGUAUGAUGCAAGAAAAUCAGCUGUGUCUCUGUUGAUAAACUCUGGUCCCUCUGCUCUCCAGCUUGGGAGUUUGCGGAGGAGGCAAUCGCUUGUCAGCGCGCUGCGUUCCAGCGCUGGGGAGGGAUGUCGGACUGGGAUAAUUGCUACUACACCUUUGAUGGGACUUAUGAGGCAGCUCAGCACAAGGUCUUCCAGGAGAUGCACAGCAAGGUGGGAUAUAUUCAAUUUUAUUCUAUUCUGUUCUAUUCUAUUCUAUUUGGGCCAGCCUGCCUCUCCAGAGGACCUGACUCAUUCUUACUCUCUCUUUCUCUCUCUUGCUCUCUCUCCAUUUCAGGAUCUAACUGUUUGUUCUUGUGUUGUCAUUUCUAGGUUCUGAUCUCACAGGACUAUACACCAGUGUUCUGGUCUCCUUCCUCCAGUUAGGUAGCACUGAGUGGCUUCUGGAUAUCACAAGUCUCUACUUUGGUGGCUUUCUCUGUCCCUCCUCAUUCUCAGCCCCCCUCUCACCCCUCCUUCCAUUCUCCCCCUCCAUAUCUCUAUUUCUUCCUCUACCUUCUCUCUCUCCAGGACGGCUCUUGCGGAGGCAAAACUAGAGUAUAGCCCCCAGCAUGUGAGCAAGGAAAUCUACGCCACCUUCGCCCUGGUCAUCCUGCCCACUAAGAUGGCGGAAGCUGCAGGGGAGUUGGGCAGCAUUUCUGUGUUGGUGUGGACCACCCAACCAUGGACCAUCCCAGCCAACCAGGCUAUCUGCUUUAUUUCCAAUGCCCAGUAAGUGCCACUGUCAACAGACACCCCGCACACAGAUACCUGCAGACUGCACAUUCACUAGAAUCACUAACAUGAUAAGGUAUAUCUCCUAUCUGUUGUCAAUGUGUUAUCAUUUCUCACCCACAGGUAAUCAGUAGUGAAGAGGGCAGACAGCUCACAGCUUCUCCUAGUGGCCACAGAGCGCGUUUCCAGCCUGGCAACUCUGCUGGGCACAGAGCUGGAGAGUGUGGGCACCUUCACAGGUAAACUAUCCACACUCUCAGACAAACACACACACUGUCUUUUCACCUGUCAUUCUAAUGCUUUUUCUUCCCAUCCCCACCUCUAGGUGCAGAACUUGAGGGCGGAGUCUGCCAGCAUCCCACCAUUCCCGGGAAAGAGGUUCCAUUGCUUCCAGCUAAUCUUUUGACCAUGGGAAAAGGAACAGGAUUGGUCCACACAGCUCCUGCCCACAGUGUGGCCUCACAGUUUAAACUAACAGGGGUGCGUUCUUUUAGUUGACUGAUAUAGCAGCUGGAUUGACAGAGCAGAAUGAGUUCACUAACUUGGAUGCCAGUUAGUCUCUGAUAAGCCAACUCCCGAAACAGUCUGGCGUCCAGGCUAAAACAGUAGUUUGUAAGUCUUUAUGAACUUCCAAUUAUAUAUGUACGGCUGUGUAUGUUUCUCCUGUUCCAGGAGUGUAUGGUGGAUGAGGAAGGCAGGUUCAAUGAGCUAGCAGUCUGUGAUGGGGGAGGGAAAUUACACGGGUAGGACGAAACUGUAUGUGUGUGAGCGACAGAGUUCUAGUUCAGCUUCUGCCUCUCUGUACACGCUUUUGUGUGUUUUCUGUGUGUGUAUCAGUGAUCAUGCUGAAGGCGGUCUGUGCUCUUGUGAAGGAGGAGGAGUGUGUCCACAGCUACCCAUACGACUGGGGGAGUAAACAGCCUGUAAUCAUCCAACCCAGAAAACAGUGGUUCAUCAACACUGCAAGCCUCAAAGACAAGGCCAAGGUUGGAAUCACACACUGGGAAUAACUCUUACAAACAGAGAAUGAUUCUCAGUUCUCACUGUGAUACAUUAAGAAUGAUUCUUUCAAACAGGCGAUGACUCUCACUCACAUAACUUAGAACAAGUCCCACCCAGUUAGUUGGACUCUUAGAAACUGAGAAUGCGUCUUCCUCUAGGAUUAAGAAACUCUUUCUGACUGUGUGUGUAGGACGUGCUGGCAAAGGUGCGUGUAAUGCCAGAGUCAGCAAAGGGCAGUCUGUUGGCCCAGCUGGACAGAAGACUGUACUGGUGUAUCUCUCGCCAGAGAAGCUGGGGUGUGCCCAUACCUGUGUUCUACCACAAAGAGACAGGAGAGCCUCUCCUGAACAAGUAAUUACACACACACACACAAACCGCCACCACACUCUGACCCCUGCACUCUCCCCCUACAGGCACACUGUAUCCCAUGUGGCCCAGUUCUUCUCAGAGAAGGGCAGUGACUGCUGGUGGGAGCUGCCCCUGGAAUCUCUACUGCCCCCUGAGGUGCUCAAGAAGGUGAUUCUCCGCAGUGCAGAGCAGGGAACAGUACAUAUACAGUGCCUUCAGAAAGUAUUCACACCCCUUGACUUUUUCCACAUUUUUGUUGUGUUAAAAAGUGGGAUUAAAAUUGAUUUAAUUGUCAUUGUUUUGUCAACGAUCUACACAAAAUACUCUGUCAAAGUGGAAGAAAAGUUAUGUUUUUUUUAUGAACAGAAAAUAAAACACCAAUAUAUCUUGAUUAUAUAAGUGUUCAACCCAGUGAGUCAAUACAUGUUAGAAUCACCUUUGGCAGUGAUUACAGCUGAGUCUUUCUGGGUAAGUCUAAGAGCUUUGCACACCUGGAUUGUACAAUAUUUGCCCAUUAUUCUUGAAAAAAUGUGUUAAGCUCUGUCAAGUUGGUUGUUGAUUAUUGCUAGACGGCCAUUUUCAAGUCUUGCAAUAGAUUUUCAAGCCGAUUUCAGUCAAAACUGUAACUAGGCCACUCAGGAACAUUCAAUGUUGUCUUGGUAAGUAACUCCAGUGUAUAUUUGGCCUUGUAUUUUAGAUUAUUUUCCUGCUGAAAGGUGAAUUUGUCUCCCAGUGUCUGUUUGGAAAGCAGACUGAACAAGGUUUUCCUUUAGGAUUUUGCCUGUACUUAGCUCUAUUCUGUUUAUUUUUAUCCUAAAAAAAUCUCCCUAGUCCUUGCCGAUGACAAGCGUACCCAUAACAUGAGGCAGCCACCACCAUUCUUGAAAAUAUGAAGAGUGGUACUCAGUGAUGUGUUGUGUUUGAUUUGCCCAAAACAUAAUGCUUUGUAUUCAGGACAAAAAGUUCAUUUAUUUGCAACAUUUAUUUGCCAAAUUUUUUGCAGUAUUACUUUUGUGCCUUAUUGCAAACAGGAUGCAUGUUUUGGAAUAUUUUUAUUCUGUACAGGCUUACUUCUUUUCACUCUGUCAUUUAUGUUAGCAUUGUGGAGUAACUACAAUGUUGUUGAUCCAUCCUCAGUUAUCUCCUAUCACAUCCAUUAAACUCUGUAACUGUUUUAAAGGUCCCAAACAGUCAUUCUGAUUCCCAUGUAAAAUAGCCUUUUUAAAUGACUAAAAUAUCACUCAUAAUAUUUUUGGGGGAUAAAAAUGCUAAGAAUUUGAGAAAAAGUACUCUUUUUCUCAUGGCUAACUACCAGGAAGUUUGAAAAGACAGGCUGAGUGGGCGGGGAGCUUAUUUUAAUGAGCUCGCCUUGUCUGACAGCUCUUUGAAACGCCUAUGUCAAGAAACUUGGAUGCAGUGUUGCAGUAAUAUAAUCUCAUGCAAAUUUGGUGAUGCACAAAGUAACUCAAACAAAAUAAAAAUUGCAUCAAUGUUUUUAUACAUCUCCCAUUUGGCAUGUCUCUUGUGAUGCAGUUCAUAGCAGCACUGACGGAUGUGUUGACAUGACAACUGCGUCAGAGUUUUGAACGACCCUUCCCCCACUUUUGUUCCAUGCUGGCUGAAGACCUAGCUAGCCAGUAACUAGCUAACACCAGACACAGAUGAAAGUAUCUUUGCCAUAGAUGAAUAGUGUAAACUUUUAAUUAUAUUUGCUGACACCCUACAGUAAAAUGCUGGCACCAGUAGAGUAGCUAUCUAGCCAUAUAAACCAUGCCCCUCCAAACACGCCUUUUCCAAUGUUGGUUACAAUGUGGUACUUAUUUAGAUUAGGUAAGAGAAUAUCAUGUUACCAUUGGUGUAUUAAAAUGAGAGUUAGGGUGAUGUCACCCUAUCCCCUUAAUAAUCCUGCCUCCUAAAUCCAAAUGUUUGAAAUGGGAGAGUGGACCAGUAACUUUAUGAUCAAACUUUAUCAAUAUAGAAGCCAGUCAUUUUCCAUACUUUGGUCAUCAUACUUUGAUCUGGUUUCAUUCAAAUAGCAUCCAAUUUCAUGAAAAAUAUGAUUUUGAUUGUUCAUGACCUUUAAAAUCACCAUUGGCCUCAUGGUGAAAUCCCUGAGUGGUUUCCUUCCUCUCCGGCAACUGAUUUAAGAAGGGUGCCUGUAUCUUUGUAGUGACACCAUCCAAAGUGUAAAAUUAAUAACUGCACCAUGCUCAAAGGGUAUUCAUUGUCUGCUUUUUUUUUUUUUUUACCCCUCUACCAAUAGGUGCCCUUUGCAAAACAUAGGAAAACCUCCCUGGUCUUUGUGGUUGAAUCUGUGCUUGAAAUUCACUGGUCGACUUAGGGACCUUACAAUUAUCUGUAUGUGUGGGGUAUAUAUUUGGGGUAGAUCUAAAAAUCAUGGGAAACACUAUUAUUGCACACACAGUGAGUCCAUUCAACUUAUUAUGUGACCUGUUCAGCACAUUUUUACUCCUUAACCUAUUUAGGCUUGCCAUAACAAAAGGGUUGAAUACUUAUUGACUCAAGGCAUUUCAGUUUCAUUUGUAAUUAAUUUGUAAACAUUUCUAAAAACGUAGUUCCACUUUGACCUAAUACGGUAUUGUGUGUAGAUCAGCGACACAAUCUUAAUUUAAGCCAUUUUAAAUUCAGGCUGUGUAACACAACAAAAUGGGGAAAAAGUCAAGGGUUGUGAAUACUUUCUGGAGGCACUGUAACUGCUACUUUCACUCACAAGUCAGUGAAUAUGGUUGUAUAAUUAGGAGAUGACUUUAGCACCGUGUGUGAAGGUUAACACGUGUGUUUGUCAGAGUAAAGCAGAAGAGGUAACAGACUAUGAGCGUGGAGAAGAUGUGUUGGACAUCUGGUUUGACAGUGGAACCUCCUGGGCUGCUGUUCUUGAAGGUGAAGUUCAGUGUUAGCUACUCUGGCAAAGCUACAUACUACUGCUGCCAAGUAUUCUUACACUAGCGAUUACGUUAAAUUCUUAGAAUUCAAGGUUGUUUCUGAAGGUUGCGUCUUAGCUAGGCCUAGCUAAAUCACAAUUUGGUAAGUGCCUACCUAUGCUCACACAGCCAGUAAUGCUAAGCGUCCUUACUGCACUACGCAGUUACUGAAGACUUACAAACUUCCUGGUAAUGCUAUCUCUAUUUGCCACAUUGCUCAUUGUGAAUAGUUCAUCCAGUAGCAAUUACUUAAACUCUAUCUCUACCUAUGUAGCAGCUUAGUCCUCUCACAUCAACAACUAGAUAAGUCUCCCUGAGGAACACACACUGUGACACCUCCUUAGAUAAGUGUUUAUUGUUGAUGGUGAGGAUGAUUGUACAAAACAUUAGGAACUGCUCAUUACAUUUACAUUUUAGUCAUUUAGCAGACACUCUUAUCCAGAGCGACUUACAGUUAGUGAGUGCAUACAUUUUUCAUACAUGACAUAGACUAACCAGGUGAAUCUAGGUGAAAGCUAUGAUCCCUAAUGGAUGUCACUUGUUAAAUCCACUUCAAUCAGUGUAGAUGAAGGUGAGGAGAAAGGUUAAAGAUGUAUUUUUAAGCCUUGAGACAAUUGAGACAUGGAUUGUGUAUGUGUGCCAUUCAGAGGGUGAUUGGGCAAGACAAAAGAUUGAAGUGCCUUUGAACGGGCUAUGGUAGAAGGUGCCACGUGCACCGGUUUGUGUCAAGAACUGCAACGCUGCUGGGUUUUUCAAGCUCAACAGUUUCCCGUGUAUCAAGAAUGGUCUGCCACCCAAAGGACAUCCAGCCAACUUGACACAACUGUGGGAAGCAUUGGAGUCAACUUGUGCCAGCAUCCCUGUAGAACGCUUUUGACACCUUGUAGAGUCCAUGCCCUCACAAAUUGAGUCUGUUCUGAGGGCAAAAGGGGAUGUGCAACACAAUAUUAGGAAGGGGUUCUUAAUGUUUUGUACACUCCAAUGUUCAGAUACAUGUAAACCACACCAUUUCCUGAGAUGUAUCCAUGUUGCCAUUGUGAGUGGUUGUGUUGUGUUUUCAGAGAUGAAGGAGGAGAGCGACUCUGACUCUGAGUCACGGCUCAGCUGGCUCCCUGCCUCCCUACGCAAACCCCUUGUGCCAGGUUAAUAACCCAACCCAAGACUUUACUCUCUCUACUCAUCCCUCCUUCUCUUUUACCUCCUCUCCAACACCUUCUCUCUAUUUCCUUUCUCUCGCUUUCUUUCUCUCACUUUCUCUCUCCCUCCCACCCUCUCUCUGACUCUCUCCUCAGCAUGUGGGACUCUGAGCACCUUAUCUGGGAGCUGAGCACCUUAAGGGUAGUUUCCCGUUCAGAAUUCACUCCCUGACUGUGCUCCUUUCUGUUUAGUCAGCUAUCUGUCUCUCGAAAGGCAGCAAGGGGGGAUCUUCAAGCCUCUCUCUAACCUCUACACUGCCCUGUGGCUUUGGAAAACUGCCCGUCAUGUAACAUUUCUGUACUGUCUCUGAAGGCUGGCCAAGGUGGAAUGUAUGUUGCUACUACAUUCACACAGGGCAUUGGUCAAGGCGUUGUUGCACGAUAUUGGUGUACUUCAGUACACUGCAGACUUGUCAUAUGCGUAGGCCUCAAUGUCCUCACUAACAAUGGCUGUAGUCUGUCUCCCUAGACUUCUCCUGCCUCUGUGGACAAUGUCAGUGAAGUUCUCCUGAUACUAUCUGAUUAAAGCUGGAAUCUGCAGUUGCUACAUACAUUUUUGGACUUAUAAAUGAAUGCUUUUGACUAAAACAGAGCCGAGGAGUCUGCUUUAUUGUUUCAGCUGCAGAUGCUAGCUUUCAGAGAACCACUGCUAAAACCUCAACAUAUUUCUCCCCUUUCUCUCCCUCAGAGUCGGACGCAAGGGCUGAUGUGUAUGUAGAGGGGAAGGACCAGAUAGGAGGUUGGUUCCAGUCCUCUCUGCUCACCAGUGUCGGCGUGCAGAAAAAGGCACCCUACAAGUCAGUGAAAGUCUUUAAUAUCGAAGUGGGCUUGCUGUAUCUGUGUCUGUAUGAAAUUCAGAGACGAAAAUGUAUACAUUAGUAAUUUCUCUCUCUCAGGGCUCUAGUAGUACAUGACUUUGUGGUCAGUGAGAAAGGAGAGAAGUCUUUAGGCAACUUAGUAGACCCAGAUACAGUCAUCCACGGUGGGAAGGUGAGAGGCAGUGGAUGAGAUCCCCACUUACUGGAGAAACACAUACACACACACUCCUGGGGUGGGAAGGCGACCCCUCUCUCAUCCCCUAUCUCUCUGUCUCUUUCCCUCUCUUUCUCCCAGGACCCCAGUGUGUCUCCUGCCUAUGGGGUGGAUGUUUUGCACUGGUGGGUGGCAAAGUCCAAUGUCUUCUCUGAGGUCCAGAUCGGCUCAACCAUGCUCAACUCAGCCAGAGACAUCAUCGAUAAGGUGAGUCUCUCAUGGUGUCUUCUGUGUGUCUGUCAAUUUGUCUGAAAAUAUGUCCGUCUGUAUGGAAGUUGGUCUCUCCCUGCUUCUCCAGACUGACAAUGCUAUAAUAACUCCUCCACCCACCCUUUCUCUUUCUAGUUGAGGAAUACCCUGAAGUUCUUGCUGGGGAAUCUGCAGGGUUUUGACCCUCGUACUCAGGCAGUGGACCCCAAAGAAAUGAACUACAUUGACCAGUACCUGCUGCACCUGCUCUAG
This is a messenger RNA of Coregonus sp. 'balchen', 7964 nucleotides long. NCBI's taxonomy places the organism in Eukaryota, Metazoa, Chordata, Actinopteri, Salmoniformes, Salmonidae. The record is from the annotation of a GenBank genome assembly.